Messenger RNA from Vicia villosa (hairy vetch), 2707 nucleotides. RefSeq names its product gamma-tubulin complex component 2-like. Gene Ontology annotation, molecular function: gamma-tubulin binding; microtubule minus-end binding. Gene Ontology annotation, biological process: mitotic cell cycle; microtubule nucleation; meiotic cell cycle. Bases 839 to 2518 code for a protein of 559 amino acids. NCBI's taxonomy places the organism in Eukaryota, Viridiplantae, Streptophyta, Magnoliopsida, Fabales, Fabaceae. Gene Ontology annotation, cellular component: equatorial microtubule organizing center; spindle pole; centrosome. The transcript has 17 exons. The record is from RefSeq and is a predicted model, not a curated record.
AGUUGGCAAAACGGAUUUUCCCUCUUUGUAGGAGUUUUCUGUUGAUCAACCAAUUUGUGGAAUCGAGGUCUCAGUUCCAGAAUGGGCUAGUUAAUCAUGCCUUUUCUGCUGCCCUUAGGGAAUUCCUUCUCGUAUGUUUUUCUGAAUAGUGAGUCAGUUUUUGAUUUACGUUUCACAUGAAGUGAUUGUUUGCUUCUUGAAAAGAUGUUUGUCUGUGUACAUAUACACUCACUUUUAUAGUUGGCCCCUUAACUUCUAUUAGUAGCAUGUUACUGUCUGCUAGAUUAUAGAUAUAUAGGAUCACACGGUGUGCUAUAUUUUUGACAUUGUGUCACAUGGUGUGCUAUAUUUUGGACAUUAUUGGUGUUUACGUGGCUAUGUUGUGUUUGUUUCUGCGCUUCAUAAGGCCAAGUCUAAAAUUUUAUUUAGUAUUGUACCCAUUUGCACUUUCAAACUCAUUUUAGGGUGAAGUAUUUUGUUAUGGAUGUGCAGACCUAGUUUAGUUUUUACAAUAGUGUUUUUAUUUUCAAAAUAUUUUGGUAAAGGGUAUUAUAGGAUAAGGUAUCUUCCAGAUAAAAAAAGUGGAACUUCGAUGGGUCACAGUUGCCAGUGUCCGUAAGUGCAAUCCCUCUACAAAGACCAUAGCCCUUUCUUGUUGAAGCAAAACAGUUUGUUUCACACUCUUAUAAAUCCUAAUCUUAUUUAUCUUAGAACCCAGGUUCUGUUGAGCAGUUUCCUUCUCCAAUAUCUGCAUAUUAUUGGGCCUUGCUGGAAUUUCAUGCAGGAGCCAUGCAAAUAUUUGACUUGCCGAUUACUUUAUUGAGCAAAAACUAGUAGCAUGGCAUUAUUUAGCAAAGAUUACCAGGCCUUGGUGGCACAACUUGAGCACCAAUUCCGGCUUGGGAGACUUUCCCUUCAAGGAUUGUGGUUCUACUGUCAGCCCAUGUUGAGGUCUAUGCAGGCAUUGUCUACUGUCAUACAGAAGGCUUCAGCCAAUAGUUUUUCUGGUUCUGCCGUUCUUAACUUACUACAGAGCCAGGCAAAAGCUAUGGCUGGAGAUAAUGCAGUUAGGUUGUUGCUGGAGAAAAUGACACAAUGUGCAAGUAGAGCCUACAUGAGCAUACUAGAAAGAUGGGUCUAUGAAGGAGUAAUAGAUGAUCCUUAUGGUGAAUUUUUCAUCGCAGAAGACAAAUCUCUUCAAAAGGAGAGUCUUACUAAAGAUUAUGAUGCUAAGUAUUGGCGACAGCGUUACAGCCUCAAAGAUGGAAUUCCUAGUUUCCUUGCCAAUGCUGCGGGAACAAUUUUGACCACAGGAAAAUAUCUAAAUGUCCUGAGAGAAUGUGGACACAAUGUUCAGGUCCCUCCAUCAGAAAAUUCAAAACUAAUGAGCUUUGGCUCAAAUCAUCAUUAUCUUGAAUGUAUUAAGGCUGCUUAUAACUUCGCAAGUGGCGAACUUGUGAAUCUCAUUAAGGAAAAGUAUGAUUUAACAGGAAAAUUGCGGUCUAUAAAACACUAUCUUCUUCUUGAUCAGGGGGAUUUCUUAGUGCAUUUUAUGGAUAUUGCUCGAGAUGAGCUGGCCAAAAAACCUGAUGAAGUAUCAGUUGAGAAGCUGCAGUCUCUUCUAGACCUUGCUCUGCGUACAACAGCAGCUUCUGUCGAUCCUUAUCACGAAGGCUUAACCUGUAUCGUGGAAAGAUCAUCUUUGCUUAAAAGGUUGGGCACAUUUAAUGUCACUGAAGUUAGCCAGAGAGAUUCUAGUAAUAAUGAUAUUCUGGAAGAGCCUGUUAGCAUCACCGGACUUGAAACAUUUUCACUAAGUUAUAAGGUGCACUGGCCAUUGUCUAUAGUAUUAUCACGUAAAGCCCUUACAAAUUACCAGUUAAUUUUUCGAUUUCUUUUCCACUGCAAACAUGUUGACCGUCAGCUAUGUGGAGCCUGGCAAACACAUCAAGGAGUUCGUGCUCUCAAUACACGUGGAACUGCUAUCUCUAGAUCUUCUCUUCUGUGUCGAAGUAUGCUUAAAUUUAUCAAUAGCCUUUUGCACUAUCUUACAUUUGAGGUUAUUGAACCCAAUUGGCACGUGAUGUAUACUAGACUUCAGUCAGCAAAUAGCAUAGAUGAGGUUAUUCAACAUCAUGAUUUUUUCCUUGAUAAGUGUCUGAGAGAGUGUUUACUACUUUUACCUGAGUUGCUGAAGAAGGUGGAGAAGCUUAAAUCCAUGUGCCUUCAAUAUGCAGCUGCAACUCAGUGGCUUAUAUCAUCUUCUAUCGUAUUACAUAGUCCAGAUGAAUCUAAAAUUGAUUCACUCGGAACUAAACAAUCAAAAUCAGGUCAGGUCCUGAAGUCCACCACCAGAAAUUCAGCGGUCACUGAUUCUAUUCUCAAAUUUGAGAAGGAUUUUGAUACCGAGCUUCAGAGUCUUGGAUCAAUCUUGAGUAGUAGCUCCCAGGCAGAGCCAUAUUUGGCCCAUCUUGCAAAAUGGAUUCUUGGUGUCAAACUCGAACAUAAUGGUUUGUGAUGGGUUUUUCAGGAGUGCAGUGUUAAACUUGAGCAUUUAGUGUGCAUAGGUUAUUGUAAUGUCUGGAGUGUGAGUAUUUUACAUUCUUGUGAAGUUGUGGUUAGGUUUCUUUAUGACAAUAUUGAGAAUAUUUUUUCUUAUUUGUUUUUCUAAUAUGUUCUUGCCAAAUUUUGCCUUGGCAAUUUGUGA